AGGGCUGCCAGCCCUGCAAGCCCGCGGCCAGAUGAGACAUUGCCAACGAGGAAGGAAGAAAUAAAAAAAAACUAACCCAGGAAAAGGCACAAACCACCAAAGCCAAAUCACGUGCCGUGGGAUGUCUCUUGCAGCGUCCCCACACAGUGGCACAGGGGACACGGGCCUGUGCCCCAGACGGAGGGAGCCUGCGAGCCAAGCACACCCUGCUAAUCCUUCCAGCGGAUGCUCUUGGAGGUUAACAUGGGGCUGCUCAGCUGAAGGCGGUUGUUUCACAGAGCGUGGUGGUGUUUGUUCCAGCGGGUUCCUGUUGCAGCAGGAGCUGGUGAGCAGCUGCAUGGCCCGAGGUAGGGGACGGCUGACGCUCCGUGGUGGCGCGGUGAUGGGCGAUGCGGGUCCCAGCUGCCCGUCGUGUUUGCAGGUGGCAGAACAGCUCCAGCACCCCUGUCUUCUUGUCACAGUACCCAGCGUGCCGGCAUAGAGUGGGGGCAGAUGGAUGGGGUGCAGAGGGAUGAGCCCUGCCCUGAGCCUGCUCCUGUCCCUGGCCAGCUGCACCCUGCUUGGGGGGACGCUGCUGCCUCCACGGGACGUGAGGCUGGAGGCACAAAACUUCCACGUCCGCCUGCUGUGGGAGCCGGACCCCGGCUGGCCUGACGGAACCACGUACCAGGCGGAGUGGAGGAGACGAACCAAGGGCUGGACCAAGGCAGAUGCCUGCUGGGGGAACAGCACCGGCUCCUCCUGGGCGUGCGAGCUGUAUUUUGAUGACAUCCACAAUAUCUACUGGGCAAGGGUGAGAGCGGUGGCCAGAGGAGAAGUAUCCGAGUGGGCCUAUUCCAGCGAGCUGCAGCCAUACAGAGACACAAUUGUGGGCCCGCCCAAGUUGUCCUGGCUGCUCCAGGGACAGAACCUCAGUGUAAAUAUCAUCAUGCCACUCACUCCUUACCAAAGCAAAACUGGCUCUUACAAACCGGUCGACCAAGUGCUGCAGAAGCUGUGGUACCAGCUGAGCCUGUACGAAGGGGAUGUGCUCAUCCAGCAAGUGCCCUGCAAACGCAGCGGGGAGGAAGCAUCCUGCACCUUUGAGCACCUGAAAGCCAGCACGCGGUACUGUGUCCAGACAACAGCGGUGGGCAUGCCUGAGGAGCAGAGCCGGGAGGCCCAGCAGUGCAUGGUGACGCCGGAGGGCCCUGCAGGCUUUUCCUGGGUCCUCAUCCUGCUGAGUGGUGUCUUCCUGUCACUGGGCGUAGCUGCACUCUGCAUCAUCUAUCUGUACAUCUUCCCCAGCCCAUCGGAGAUGCGCCUCCCGAAAACGCUUCAGGCUCUCCGGAACAGGGAGUUGAGUGUGGCCGUCGGGGUGCCCACCCUUGAGCUGGUGGAGGACUCACUCGCCCUGCUCCUGCUGACCGUGCCCCCCUCCCCUGGGCCACCUGCUGCUGAGCAGACACCCACAGUCCAGCUGCUCCUCAGAGAAAGCCUUUCCCAGGACACUAGUGGCUACUGUGCCAACGGGUUUGGGCCAGAGCACCUGGAGGGAAGGGACCCAUCCUGCACCCACAGCCAGCUGGAGCAUGCCUUGGGGUCCCAGCUUUCAUCACGGCUGGAGGAGGAUGGGGAGGCACGCCAUGGGGAUGGUGUGCUGCAGCAGCCAGUGCUGAUGGGACUGACUAGAGACAGCUACACAGGUGACAGGGACUACCGGACAUCCGAGACGUGGCGCUCUCUGCACCUCCAGCUUUAUUCUAAAUGCCAGUGCCCGGCCCUGGGAGCCAGCAGCUGCCUCCCUCUGCCCACAGCUGGCAGGAGCUCCAGCCGCGAGGACCGGCGGGAGAGCCCUUGCAUGGCAGGACGUUGGGUGCUGCUCAGCUCUGUGAAGCUGCCAGCCAGCGAGGAGGAGGAUGGAAGGCAGCUCAUCCAUGCUCUCCAGCCGCUGCAUGGCCAUGGGACUGAGUCACAGCCGAGUGACAGCAUGGUGCAGCGGGGCGAGUUGGAACCGGCAGCACUGGCUGCCUCCCUGCCUAGCCCCUGCCAGCUGCCCCCUGACAUCCCGCAGGCAGCUCCCUUCUCCGGCUACGAGCUGCGGCCCCCGGUUACCAGUGAGCUGUAGCAGACAGGGACACGCCGGGAGCUCCCAACGCCUGCAUUGCAGUGUCCAGCAGAGCUCAAGGUGCUGCCCAGAGCUGCCCUGGCCACAACAGCUGCCUACUGGGACCUGCUUGUGCCUUGCUGGGGACAGGGCUGGGCAGGUUCUGGUGCGGGCAGGCAUGGGCACGCUCUGGGCACAGUUGUCAUGGAUGGGCAAGAUAAACAUCUUCAGAGCUUCCUUCUGUGGCUUUGGAGCUCUUGGACCAAAGCACAGGGAAUACAUAUCGAAGUCGAAGUCUCAAAGAUUUUAUGAACUUGUCCAUCUAUAUGUGUGUUUAUGUGUCUGUACAGCCUAUGUACUAACACAAAUUUAUGUAUAUAGUCCAGCUCCACCACCGGUCCUGAAGGUCUUCGCAUGGUGGCAGGGCAUUUGCAAAGAGCGAUUCAACAGGAGCGUCAGUCAAA
This is a messenger RNA of Columba livia (rock pigeon), 2550 nucleotides long. Its product is annotated as interleukin-20 receptor subunit alpha. The transcript is spliced from 8 exons. The record is from RefSeq and is a predicted model, not a curated record. The coding region runs from base 497 to 2107 and encodes 536 amino acids. Gene Ontology annotation, molecular function: protein binding. NCBI's taxonomy places the organism in Eukaryota, Metazoa, Chordata, Aves, Columbiformes, Columbidae.